Molecule: messenger RNA, 5427 nt
Organism: Synchiropus splendidus (mandarinfish)
Lineage: Eukaryota; Metazoa; Chordata; Actinopteri; Syngnathiformes; Callionymidae
Gene: nwd1
Product: NACHT and WD repeat domain containing 1
Exons: 19
Coding region: 520-5397 (1625 amino acids)
Molecular function (GO): protein binding
Source: RefSeq, a predicted model, not a curated record
CUCAUAAAUGCAGUGGCCAUGACAAAAGGUCUUUUACUGAGGAGUUGAAACGAGAGGAGACCAAGGGCAGACCCAGGACGCGCUGUGGAGGUGGGCAGGUGAGAUGGAAGCGUGGGCCUCUGCUCCAAUGGCUGCCCUCGCAUGAGAACAUGCAUCGAUGGACUGAAACGCCAUUUUGGGGGACGAUAACAGACAUUUAGAUAAAUGUAGAUAACGGUGGUUCUCAAAUGAACACAGAACCAUCAACUUAAAUUUAUAAAAAUCUUGUGAUAGUAGAGCGGACCAAGAAUGUCUGAUGAAUCUGUGUAAAAUAUGAAUAUAUUUGGGCUCUGUUAACACACAGUCCAUAUGAGUUUAGUUUGUGGUGUGAAGCGUGUGUCAGGUGCUGUGGAUAUGUUGACUCCAGGUACAGCAGCAGGUGUUGUGCCUGAGCUGGUUGUCUAGGAGGAACAUCUCUUGGGGAAUACAGAGCUGUUAACUGGAUCAGCAGCGGCGGGAUGUCAGUCUGGGCUGGAGAGGAUGGAGGGAACGUGUGCAUCCGAGAAGAUCACCGGACGGAGCCUGCAGGACUUCCUGAGGGGACAGAGAAUCCAGACCACUGGGUCAAACAUGAUCCGGGUUUUCAUCAGCUCCACGUUCACAGACAUGAGCAGCGAGAGGAAGGUGUUGCUGGAGAGAGCGUUCCCGCAAGUGCAGGCCUUCUGUCGCUCCCUGGGGUUGCUGUUUGAGGCUGUGGAUCUGCGAUGGGGUCUCAGAAGCAUCACACCUGGGGACCAUGAGGCCUGUGAGGUCUUCAUAGAGGAAAUUGAGAGGUGCAGGAGGCUCUCUGCCGGACCUUCUUUUGUUGCACUGCUGGGGAACAGGUACGGACACCGGGCGCUUCCUCUUGUGAUCCCAGAGAAGCUACUGGAGGUCCUCCUGGCCACGCUUUCCAAAAGCCCCGACGGGGUCAAGCACCUGACUCAGUGGUUCUGGAAGGAUGAGAAUGCCAUUCCGCCCGUCUACGUCCUGCAGCCCAUCUCGACUCAUUUCAGCCACUACAGCGACCUCCGACCUGAGAGCGCGAUGCACCGCGAGCAGGACGUGACAUUGUGGCGUCUGGCCGAAACUCAGCUGCUGAAACUCCUACGAUCGGCCGCCUCGGACGCCGAAGCGGCAGGUGACAUCACCGUCGAGCAGAAACAAGUGUUCUUCACAUCCGUUUUAGAGCGUGAGUUUGAUCUGGGCUUAUCAAAUAAAGAUGGGAAACCUCCCGCUCUCCUAUUUGUCCGAGAGAUCCCAAAACAGAGAGUCCGAGAUGGCCCCAAACGACUUGCCAAGUUCAUGGACGUGACCCUCGAUGGACUGUUGGAUAUGGAAGCGCAAGGUCUUCUCGCCAACCUCAAGUCUCGCCUCUACACUGACUCUAAAAACAUCCUCAACCUGCAUUGUGUGGAGCUCAACAAAGGCAGCAUCGACCCGAAACGGAAGGAGCAUGUCCAGUACCUGGACAGCUUCUGUGAGGAUUUUGUGUCUCAGAUGAAGUCCAGGAUUGAAGCAGGGUUCGGCCGUGCUGAGGGACCCAGGUGGGGAAACAUGGAAGAGAACGGCGAAGGUGUGGCAGACAGGUUGGUGGAGGAAGUGGGAUGGCACAUGUCUCUGUGCUCGGAGCUGUGCAGGGGUCUUCAUGGAAGAGAGGGUCUUCUAGGGAAACUGUGUCUGGCGAUGUGGGAGUCCACCAACAGUCGUCACAGCCCUCUGGUUGUCCACGGAGGUGCUGGCAUGGGCAAGAGCGCACUGCUGUGUAAGCUAGCUCAGGAAAUGCAAACCGUGCUGGAGGCCAAGACAAUAGUGGUGAUCAGGCUCCUGUCAAUUGGUGACCCUCAAAGACCAGAUGUGGAUGUGCUCCUCCGCAGCAUCUGCUCUCAGAUCUGUCUUACCUGCGGUCUAGUGCCACCGUCCUGUCGAACAGCAAACACCCACCUGGAUCUUGUCGGUUUCUUCCACGAUACUCUGGAGCAGGUCUCUCAGCGAGGACAGUCCCUGCUCAUCAUCCUGGACUCCAUCGACCUGCUGUCUGAGCACCAUCACGGACACAAGCUGCACUGGAUGCCCAACAGUGUGCCCCCCAACAUCCACCUGGUGGUCUCCAUGGACACCAACAGCGAGGUGUUUGUGAACGUUCGGCUGAAGUUGAAGACGUUGGAUGGCUUUUUUGAAGUGGAGCGUCUGAGCCGAGAUGAAGGAAACCUCAUCACGGACUCAUAUUUGAGAGCGUACCGGCGAACUCUGACCUCGGAACAGAGAGAGGCGGUCCUUCAGCGCUUCGAUGCCACAGGCAGCCCCCUCCACCUCACACUCAUGCUCUUCGUUGCCAAGCGCUGGGCGUCAACCACCCCGAUCAAAGACCUCCACCUGGGAGCCAACGUUCAGGAGAUGGUUUCCCAGUUCUUUGUGAUGAUGGAGGAAAAACAUGGGCGAGAGCUGGUGGGCGGAGCUUUGGGCUACAUUGCAUUAUCAAGAGACGGCCUGCUGGAGGCGGAGCUGCGAGACAUCUUGUCCCUGGACAACGACAUCCUCAGUGAGGUGUACAAGUACUCUCUCCCUCCAACGCCGUCGCUGAUCAGAUUCCCGCCGCUGAUCCUCGCCUGUAUGCGAAAGGACCUGGACGACCUGUUGGAAGAGCGCUGGAGAUGCGGAGUGGCCGCUCUCACACUGAAGAGCAGACGUGUGCGUGAAGCGGUGUGCGCCAGGUACCUGACGUCCGAGCGGCGGGGGAAGAGCCUCAGUACUCUGGCAGAGUAUUUCCAGGGUCGAUGGUCUGGGAAACUGAAGCCUGUGUCUCUACCUGGACUGUCCCUGCUCCUGUCUGACAGAAAGGUUCCCCCACAGCCCUUGUGGUUUGCUCCCGGUUUGGUCAACGUCAGGAAGCUCCAGGAGCUGCCACAUCAUCUGCUGCACGCUGGUCUGUGGGAGGAGCUCCGACAAGAUGUCAUCAGCAGCGCCGAGUGGCUCUAUUGUAAGAGCAAGCUGUGCGGAGUGGCCAGCGUGAUCCACGACCUGGACCACAGCUCCCGCUACAUGGACUGUGCCGAGACCGGACUGAUUCGCGACACUCUGCUGCUGAUCAAACCAAGUCUGGACUACUUGGACGGUCACAUGGACAUGGUGUUUUUCUUCUCGGAGCUGCUGGCCAGACUCUCCUCCCUGGCCACUCCCUUCCCUUCAAUGAUUGGCCGGCUGUGCAGUCAGUGUGAGGAGUGGCUGCUAACAUGUUCAGAACCGAUCCUCAUCCCCAAGUGCAGUUUCCUACCGGCGGCGGGGGGGGCGCUGCAGCACACAAUGAAUGGACCGCACACAGGUGUGCUUUGUCUGGAUCUGAGCGUGGAAGCCAAACUCCUGGUUGUCGGGUCGGAAGAUGGGCUUAUUGCAGUCUGGAGCCUUGCCGACCGGUUCCUGAUCCAGGUCCUACGGGGUCACACAGCCGCCGUCCUGUGUCUGAAGCUCACCGAUGGCGCCACCAACUGCCUCUCACUGUCCGCCGACGGCUCUCUGAGGAGGUGGAGCUUAAAUGACGGUCAGCAACUGCUCUGUAUUCAGGAGGCGGUGUCCGUUGACCCUGUCCCAACUUGGGUUCACCUCCACCAUUUGGGCCAGCUGCUUUGUGUCCACACCAGGACCGAGGCAAAAAUCUUGCAGCUAGACAGUGGUCUUGUCCUCAACCACCUGGAGGGCUCGGAGGUUUUGGGAGUCCUGAACGACUCGGUGUUCGUCCUGUCCAACUAUGGUCGUGUCACAAUCACCAACCUCAACAACAAGACUUUGGACGUCCACCUGGAGAACUGCCAUGGAAGUGUGACGCCUGCUGCGAGCGUGACGCUUCCGAGACGAGGGAAGGUGUUCGUCGUUUCAAAGGAAGGAGUUCUGUACCAGAUCUCCAGCAGGGGGCGUCACACCACUUCCGAGUUUCCCCUGAUUCCGUCUCUACUUUCAGUGAGCCAAGAAGAAAAAAUCCUGCUGGCAGGCAGCGAUCAAACCCUCAGCCUCUUCAACAUCAACAGUGAUUCGGUGGACAAGUUCCUGAACCUGCAGCAUGACGACGUGGUCCUGUCAGCUCAAGUCACUGCUGACUGCAGACAGCUGGUGUCGGGCGCUGCAGAUCAACUCAUACGGAUCUGGUCCGUGACCACCGGAGCUCUGCUGGACUGUCUGUGUGGCUCCAACGUGCCCGUCACCAGUUUGUUUUUGUACGAUGGCUUCAUCCUCUCUGCCUCCUCCUCGGAUUCCUGCGUCCACAUGUGGGCUCUCAGGUACGACCCCCUCCACAGACCCACCCCGCACAUCCCCGCCGGUUGCGCUUUUGCCACCGUCACCAGAGACGCAGACCAGAUUUUCUACAUCCGAGAGUCGAGUCAGAGGGAAGUGGUGAGCUGGGACAACAGACUUGGGUCUGUGGUGGACUACCUGGCUCUGUCUGCGGAGGUCUGCUGCAUGGAGCUGGCUCAGCACAAGCGCUUGCUCAUGUGUGGCUUGACCACCGGAACUGUCCUCAUCUACCCACUAGACCUUCCCCAGGAGACUUUGUGCAUCCCACCCCCAGAGAACUUCUCCAGGGUCCUCUGCCUGGCAGUCAGUUCGCAGGAGAAGUACCUAGCUGUUGCCCAUGAGGACGCGGUCUGUCUUUUUGAGAUCACAACCCGAGACAAUUUCCCAACGGUGGACGGCCCGAUGGACCGAUUCUCUCUGCCUCUACUACUGAGCCCCCUCUCCUCCAUGGCUCUGCUCAAUGACCGUCGGCUACUGUAUGGAACGCAAGGCGGGGAGGUAAUGGUCUACGACUUCAGCUGUCGAAUCAGCUCCACUCUGGACCCCCACAGUAGCAGAGUGACCUGCGUGACAGUCAGUAACUGGGGCACUCACGCACUCGUUGGCUCAGAGGACGCCGUCCAGAGACUGUGGGCCCUGAACCCCCUGGUGCUGGACCACACCAUGGAGUACAAUGGUUUCUUCUUCGAGGGUGUCCUGUGCACGGCCUUCUCGGAGAGUGACCAGUUUGUCUUCACCGGGUCUCAGGACCGGACGGUGAAAGUCUGGUCCGUGUCCACAGGGAACCUCCUGCGGGUCCAGUACGUCUACUCCCCGGUGGUCCGGAUGGUCACCUACAGGAAUGGGUUUGUUGCGUUAUCUCAACAUGGUGCAGUCAUCAAAGAAGUGUUCCGCUGUCCAGACCCGCUCAGUCCCGAUUACAACCCUCUGAAGAAAGUCAAAGCCCGGUACCGGGUCAUCUCCCGUCAGAAAAACCCCAGUGAACUCAAGUCCUCCACAUCGGACGUGCAGGACUACAACCCGGCCCAGUUUGACCUCAACGUCAUCAGCAUGCUGAAGGUCCAACCCUCCUCCACCUGUGUUCUUCUGUGAACCUCCAACAUGCUCAGACUUUCCAGGACU